Ctenopharyngodon idella (grass carp) is the source of this 1855-nucleotide messenger RNA. RefSeq names its product forkhead box Q1b (gene foxq1b). Bases 464 to 1390 code for a protein of 308 amino acids. The record is from RefSeq and is a predicted model, not a curated record. Gene Ontology annotation, molecular function: DNA-binding transcription factor activity, RNA polymerase II-specific; RNA polymerase II cis-regulatory region sequence-specific DNA binding. Gene Ontology annotation, biological process: regulation of transcription by RNA polymerase II; cell differentiation; anatomical structure morphogenesis. NCBI's taxonomy places the organism in Eukaryota, Metazoa, Chordata, Actinopteri, Cypriniformes, Xenocyprididae. The transcript has a single exon.
GUAAAUUAGAUUUAAAUUGUAUUGCUUUAGAUUUAAAUGUAAAUAUUAAUGAGCCUUUUCAAUAUUAAGAUCCUCUUCAAAUGUUCUCACAGGUUAUUUUUGCGAAAAUAAAAUAAAAGAAGUCCUCACGACUGCUUACAAACCCCUCACACUCUAUCCGUGCUCUUACGGGGGCAGGUGAGCAUCUCUAAAUCCUUAACUCGCGUGAAUGUGUUUGUGAUUGACAGGUCUGGCCUGUAAGCCCCGCCCUCGUGGGCCGUCCUUGCAGAGCGAUUAUAUUAACGCCCGCCGGUGCACUACGUUCUCCCAUGAGGACUUUUUAACCGAUAGGAAGUGAUAAUUCUUCUAUCUUUCAUAGACUCUGACACUGACUGAGACUUUCUCCCGAAAGUGUUGCUUAAAUCAAACAGCAGAAGACUUGAAUAAAAAGCUACUCAGUUUAAAGUGACAGAGGCGCCUUACAAUGAAGUUGGAGGUUUUCUCUGCGAGUCGCCUUGUGGACAAGGACCUGUGCAAUGACAUGGACGUGAACGUGGCUUCACCGCUGUCCACGGAGGAAGAAUUGGGCUCGGAUGGAGACUGUUCAGCCAACAGCCCAGGACCAAGUGCCCCCGUUUCGGACGGGAAGGCGAAACCAUAUACGCGUAGACCCAAACCACCAUACUCCUACAUCGCGCUCAUUGCUAUGGCCAUACGCGAUUCCAACACCGGCCGCCUCACACUUGCUGAAAUAAACGAGUACUUAAUGAAAAAAUUCCCGUUUUUUCGGGGCAGCUACACGGGGUGGCGAAACUCUGUACGGCAUAACUUGUCAUUAAACGACUGCUUUUUAAAAGUGCUGCGAGAUCCCUCACGUCCGUGGGGAAAAGACAAUUAUUGGAUGUUGAACCCACACAGUGAAUACACAUUCGCAGACGGCGUUUUCCGCCGGAGGAGGAAGCGCAUUAGUAAGAAGAUCCUGAGCAACUCGGAAUCUCAAGAGCGCGUGCCUACGGAUGACAGCCGGCUCCCAGCGCGCGACGAGAGCUCCAAGUUUUCCAGUUCGUUUGCCAUAGACAGCAUCCUCAGUAAACCGUUUAUGCGGAGGGAGCAAAGCACAGAGGACACGUGUUUUGGUACCAGGCUAAUGUUGUCAGCAGCUCCGCACUUUCUGCCAGUCGUUAUGGGCUAUCCGCCCUCCACAGGGGCUCAUGCGCCUCAGACCGGAAUCCAGGUCAGUUCUGAGGUGUCGAAUGCCUUUCCAAUCUACAGGUGUAAUACGGUGGACAUUACUAACAUCAGUCGAAUGCCGGACAUGCCGAAUUCCCUUCCGGGUUUGGCACAUUCUCACACUACUACUGUUCAAGAAACUGGAUAUCACCCCUUCAGAAUAGACUCUCUGCUGUCAUGAAAUGACAAGUGAACAAGGCAAUUUACAGACAAUAACACGCUUAAACGCAGUUUCUUUGGUGUUUGACACACCAGUUAUGUGCACUUGUUUCUGUUAUGCUAAACGGUUUGUGUUUUUGGCCUAUGUGCUUUAUUUUUCAUGAUUUUAAGCCCAGCAUGCACAAAGAAUACAUACUGCAUGUUUGCUGUUUAGAUGUCUUCUAUCAAUGCCUCGCCAGUGUACAGUGUUUACUGAUUCCAUUUUCAUUUCUUGUAAACGAUGGCAUAACCAUGCCAAUAAUUAUAGACAGAAUGUGUAUUUAAAUGUAUGUGUAUUUAAAUGUAGUUUGCUUCUUUGUAAAACUGUGUUGGGUUAUAAGUGUGCCGUGUUUCAUGUCUGUGUGUAAAUGUGAUGGUUUGUUUAGAGCUGUGCUCAGAACAUAUGCAGUUGUACUUUCGUCAAUAAAGGAAAAUAUGAGAGAAAUUA